GUGUGCUGGCUCCACACAGCUUCACCGGCGGACCUGGCCAGCGUGGUCACGAGAACAUGCUAAGCGCUAUCAAUUCCUGGUCGACGGAUGUCCAGAUGCGCGUCUAUGGAGCUUAUAUCCGGCUCCUCGCUCAUGGUGCCGCAAGACUUUGUCGUGUAUCGCAAGCCAGCGAGUUCCUCUUCUAACAAUUGCGAACGCCGUAGCUUUUCCUCAAUCAUUUUGCUGUCAAUAUGUCCGUGUCGGGGUCGGAUAGUGAAGCCGAGCCUAGCAGCCGGGCGAGCGCAUACGUGGCGCACGUGCAUACGGGACCGAGUUUAGCUGCUGCGCUUCGGGCUCACACCUCUCAGCCGCCCAUUGUCGACUAUACCACGCAAAGUCUAGAGGAAGAAGACAGGUUCCAGAGCUUCGUAGCAAGCGUGUAUUCGUUCCCAGCCGGCAAUGAGAGCGUUCCGAGGGUUGUUCCCAAGCGACGAGAUUCCGGGACCGACUCGAUGGCUGUGACACACAGCCGCUCCGCAACGCUCGACAGUCUAAGUUCGUCAAAACGUACGCCGUCUUUGCGGUCGGGAAGCACUGCGGAAACCGUGUCGACAGUGAAAACACCGUCGGAUGCGGACUCUUUCGGGCAGCCAAGCAUCCUAGUAGAAGUCGACGGCGCACUCGGGCUUCCGGAUGACUCGACACGGCUCAGCUGUCCGUACCGUUUCCUCAACUGUCAUAUCACGUGUGAUGACAUAGCGGAGUGGGACACGCACUGUCGCUCCCACUUCCGCGGUACCUUACCCAGGACUGCCCGCUGUGACUUCCAUGGGUGCGAUUGGGCCAUGACUGCUUCGUCUGGCGACGAGGCUUGGAGCCAUCGGCUGCGGCAUCUGAACCUUCAUCAUCCGGCUCAAAGAGUUGUUGUCAGGCGGGAAAGGGCUGAUCAGGCCAUGAUCGGCUGGCUGUGGCAGGCCAGGGUCCUUCAGGGGCCCGCGAUGACCGAGCUGAGACAGCAUGGUCAGCUAGGCGAAAGCACGAGUGCUUAUCUUGUGACAGCGGAUCCCAGGCGCGACCGGCGACGACAGGUGAGGAUCGAUGCAGACACCAAUCCGGUGGUCUGUCCAGUCUUUACUGACGAUUGUGUAGGUGCCAUCAUCGAACAGCCGAAGGACGCAGUGAUGAACCUGAACCGUGCUUUCUCGGACUAAUGCGUACACAUGCACGAGGAUGAAGUACUCUGGACAGCAUGACUUGACGGGUGUGGUCACUACGGCGUUGUCGUGGCGUCUAUCCAGGAUGGUUUCCUUUCUAAUGAUACCCCGGCUCUUGCGAUAGGAUAGCCCUUUGGGAUACUUUGCAUUCGAGCAACAACGAGCACAUUAACGAGAGUGGUUUCAUGCACAGUAUGAGCGAACAACAGACUGGAUUGAGGACUGAAGAGAUGUAGUCGAAGAUUGACAUGCCUAAGGCAACAUAGGCUACUCAACGAGGCGCACCAUACUCUCUACUUGUACGAGUCUACGACCCAAUACGAUUGCCACGAUGCAACCGACCCACAAGCUCUGACUGUGUUGGCCACCAUGGUAUCGUUGCUAGCGUAUGGGAAAAAGUCGAGGCCGAACCGGAAGCAUCCCCGGCCAGCACAGC
Baudoinia panamericana UAMH 10762 is the source of this 1629-nucleotide messenger RNA. RefSeq lists its product as uncharacterized. The transcript has a single exon. NCBI's taxonomy places the organism in Eukaryota, Fungi, Ascomycota, Dothideomycetes, Mycosphaerellales, Teratosphaeriaceae. The coding region runs from base 231 to 1190 and encodes 319 amino acids. The record is from RefSeq and is a predicted model, not a curated record.